GUUUCGCGAGUAUUUUAUAAUUCGUGUAAUUUUCGGAGCUCUAAUAAAAAUGAAUGUAUUCUGAAUAAUCUGCAACAAUGGACUGCAAUAUGCCAAAUUUUACAUCAGCUUGGACAUUUUUCGAAAAAAUGUGUACACAAAAUGUAAAAUGUCUGCUAUGCUCCGACAACCAAAUUCCUAAUACUGAAUCGGAGCUUUUGGCGCACUUGGUAACGGUUCAUAACAUAAACACAUUACAGAUGCAAAUGCCUAAAAAUAGUGAGGUGACAACAACCGCACCAAUGGAUCAGGAGCUUGACCCCUACAGCGAUACAGCAGGACUUAACAUUGAAAAUUAUCUUACGAUGGAAGAACUAGAGCAGCUUGAUCUUCCUGGUCAAAUUCAAAACAAUGACAAUGUCCCUAGCGCUGAAAUGGAAUUAAUUAAAUCAAUUUCCUACUUUCGAGAUAAGGCCUCCUUCUAUCGUAAACAGAAAAAUAUAACUGCACAGCACGCUUUAAAAAUAAAAAAAUAUUUAGACACUUAUAAGUGAUAUAUUUAUUUUAAUAAGUGAUGUAUUUUGAUAGUUAUAAGUGAAAGUAAAUUGUAAAGUUCAACUACCCAGAUAGUGAUUUAAAAAA
Scaptodrosophila lebanonensis is the source of this 621-nucleotide messenger RNA. RefSeq lists its product as uncharacterized. The coding region runs from base 78 to 533 and encodes 151 amino acids. The transcript is spliced from 2 exons. NCBI's taxonomy places the organism in Eukaryota, Metazoa, Arthropoda, Insecta, Diptera, Drosophilidae. The record is from RefSeq and is a predicted model, not a curated record.